Dentiscutata erythropus is the source of this 675-nucleotide messenger RNA. The record is from the annotation of a GenBank genome assembly. NCBI's taxonomy places the organism in Eukaryota, Fungi, Glomeromycota, Glomeromycetes, Diversisporales, Gigasporaceae.
AUGAAUAGUUGUGGAAAGAAAAUUGUUAGGAGGCCUUGGAAUGCACAAGCCCUUGGUUUGCCUCAAGAACCUGAGGAAACUUCAAGUUCUACCAGUAAUUAUCAAAGUUACUCUUGGAAUAAAAAAACACGUAGAAAUACAUGGAAUGAAUCUAGUCAAUACAACUAUUAUGAUGAACGUGAAUAUGAACGUGAAUAUGCUCCUCCUAAGCCUUGGCGAUCAAAUUCUUAUAAUUCUUAUAGAGAAACUAGAGAAGAUGAACGUAAUUUUGAUGAUGAUGAAAAUGCGUACUUAUUUCCUAGCGAAAAAACCGACGAAAGAUGUGUUAACGUCACUAAUCCGAAUAAAUCUGACUUGCCAAAAGUGAUUACCGUAAAAAUUUCACAGUUGUCAUUGAACGAUAGUGCAAGCGAUAAGUCUGAUGAUGUUAUCACUCCGAAGACCCCAGAGCAGAAUCCUAUUGAUGAUUCACCUCUACUCAUUAAUUUGGAUGAACCUCCAAUUGUUCCCAAACCUGUAGAAAAUAAAAUCUCUGAAGAUAUUUAUUCACUUGAUUGGGAGCAAUAUCAAUAUUCUAUUUUCGAAAACGAAUUACGAGCUUCCAAACAAAAUGCUCCACAACCAAUUCGAUGUAAAUUACCAGAAUCAUUGGCUGAUUUCGAUUCUCUGAUUUAA